Molecule: messenger RNA, 7347 nt
Organism: Nomascus leucogenys (northern white-cheeked gibbon)
Lineage: Eukaryota; Metazoa; Chordata; Mammalia; Primates; Hylobatidae
Gene: ACAP2
Product: ArfGAP with coiled-coil, ankyrin repeat and PH domains 2
Exons: 26
Coding region: 271-2745 (824 amino acids)
Cellular component (GO): endosome membrane; cytoplasm
Molecular function (GO): GTPase activator activity; protein binding
Source: RefSeq, a predicted model, not a curated record
GGUUCGUGGCUGGCUGGCCGCGGCUGUCACUCCCCGGCCGUUUCCCUGCGGCCAGCGCUCUACUUGGGGCGGGAGGAAGAGGGGCCGGACUGGGGCCUGACUAGUCGUCGCCGUCUUCGCGGCUGCUAUGACCAGCGGGCGAGGCGCCCUUCGCAGCUCCGCGCAACGCUAGUCGCGGCCGUGCGCCAGCCGUAGCCGUCUGCGUCCCCAGCGCGGCCGCUCCCGCGGCCCCCUCGGCUCUGCCAGCGCCGCCUGCGAGGCGGAGGCAGGAUGAAGAUGACGGUGGAUUUCGAGGAGUGUCUGAAGGACUCGCCCCGCUUCAGGGCAGCUUUGGAAGAAGUAGAAGGUGAUGUGGCAGAAUUGGAACUAAAACUUGAUAAGCUUGUGAAACUUUGUAUUGCGAUGAUUGAUACUGGAAAAGCCUUUUGUGUUGCAAAUAAACAGUUCAUGAAUGGGAUUCGAGACCUGGCUCAGUAUUCUAGUAAUGAUGCUGUAGUUGAGACAAGUUUGACCAAGUUUUCUGACAGUCUUCAAGAAAUGAUAAAUUUUCACACAAUCCUGUUUGACCAAACUCAGAGAUCAAUUAAGGCACAGCUUCAGAACUUUGUUAAAGAAGAUCUUAGAAAAUUCAAAGAUGCCAAGAAGCAAUUCGAAAAAGUCAGUGAAGAAAAAGAAAAUGCAUUAGUAAAAAAUGCCCAAGUACAAAGAAACAAACAACAUGAAGUUGAAGAAGCCACCAACAUUCUGACAGCAACAAGAAAAUGUUUUCGACACAUAGCCCUCGAUUAUGUGCUUCAGAUUAAUGUUCUUCAAUCAAAAAGGAGAUCAGAAAUCCUAAAAUCAAUGUUGUCAUUUAUGUAUGCCCAUUUGGCCUUCUUUCAUCAAGGAUAUGAUCUGUUUAGUGAACUUGGACCCUACAUGAAGGAUCUUGGUGCACAGUUGGAUCGACUGGUUGUGGAUGCAGCAAAGGAGAAAAGAGAAAUGGAGCAAAAACAUUCCACCAUUCAACAAAAGGCUGCAUUACAGGAUUUCUCCAGUGAUGAUUCUAAGUUAGAAUAUAACGUAGAUGCUGCAAAUGGCAUAGUUAUGGAAGGAUAUCUGUUCAAACGAGCCAGCAAUGCCUUCAAAACUUGGAACAGGAAAAAGCCCGAUCAUAUCAGGCGCUGGUUUUCAAUACAGAAUAAUCAGUUGGUUUACCAGAAAAAAUUUAAGGAUAAUCCGACUGUAGUAGUUGAAGACCUCAGGCUCUGCACAGUGAAACAUUGUGAAGACAUAGAGCGACGAUUCUGCUUUGAGGUGGUCUCGCCAACAAAAAGUUGUAUGCUCCAGGCAGAUUCCGAAAAGCUGCGCCAGGCAUGGAUUAAGGCUGUUCAGACCAGUAUUGCUACUGCUUAUAGAGAGAAGGGUGAUGAAUCAGAGAAGCUGGAUAAGAAAUCAUCUCCAUCCACAGGAAGCCUAGAUUCUGGAAAUGAGUCAAAAGAGAAAUUAUUGAAAGGAGAAAGUGCGCUUCAGCGGGUUCAGUGUAUCCCUGGCAAUGCCAGCUGUUGUGACUGUGGCCUGGCAGAUCCGCGGUGGGCCAGCAUCAACCUGGGCAUCACCUUGUGUAUCGAGUGCUCCGGAAUUCACCGGAGCCUUGGGGUUCAUUUUUCAAAAGUACGAUCUUUAACUUUAGACACCUGGGAGCCAGAACUUUUAAAGCUUAUGUGUGAGUUGGGGAAUGAUGUUAUAAAUCGAGUUUAUGAAGCUAAUGUGGAAAAAAUGGGAAUAAAGAAACCACAACCAGGACAAAGACAGGAGAAGGAGGCAUAUAUCAGAGCAAAAUAUGUGGAAAGGAAAUUUGUGGAUAAAUAUUCUAUAUCAUUAUCACCUCCUGAGCAGCAAAAAAAGUUUGUCUCUAAAAGUUCUGAAGAAAAGAGGCUGAGCAUUUCUAAAUUUGGGCCAGGGGACCAAGUCAGAGCAUCUGCCCAAAGUUCAGUGAUUGCUGUAAAUAGCGACGAGGCCAGGCGGGAGUCUCUGUUUUGUCCUGAUGAGCUAGAUUCACUCUUCUCCUACUUUGAUACUUCUUCAAAACUGCGUAGUAUCAGAAGUAAUGACAGUGGAAUUCAGCAGAGCUCCGAUGAUGGAAGAGAAUCUUUACCCUCCACAGUGUCAGCCAAUAGUUUAUAUGAGCCUGAAGGAGAAAGGCAAGAUUCUUCUAUGUUUCUUGACUCAAAACAUCUUAAUCCAGGACUUCAGCUUUAUAGGGCAUCAUAUGAAAAAAACCUUCCUAAAAUGGCUGAGGCUUUGGCUCAUGGCGCAGAUGUGAACUGGGCCAAUUCAGAGGAAAACAAAGCGACACCACUUAUUCAGGCUGUAUUAGGGGGCUCUUUGGUGACGUGUGAGUUCCUCCUACAGAAUGGUGCUAAUGUCAACCAAAGAGAUGUCCAAGGGCGGGGACCAUUGCAUCAUGCCACCGUCUUAGGGCACACAGGGCAGGUAUGUUUAUUCCUAAAACGAGGUGCCAAUCAACAUGCCACUGAUGAAGAAGGGAAAGACCCUUUGAGCAUAGCUGUGGAAGCAGCCAAUGCUGAUAUAGUCACCUUGUUACGUUUAGCAAGAAUGAAUGAAGAGAUGCGGGAAUCAGAAGGACUUUAUGGACAGCCAGGUGAUGAAACUUACCAGGACAUAUUUCGUGAUUUUUCCCAAAUGGCAUCCAAUAAUCCAGAGAAACUAAAUCGUUUCCAGCAAGAUUCACAGAAAUUCUGAAUUUUUUUUAAAAAUGGGAAAAUAUGAAAUCUGGUGACCCCCUAAUAUAUACAGCUAAAAAUUCACAAUUUUUUACUGCUUUAAUUCUACUUAAUUUUGGUAGAUAUUGAAUGGCUUGGAAAAAAGGUACCCAUUCAUAUAUUUAUAAAUUAAAACAUAGUUAUCUAGUAGUUGGAGAGGAACCUAGUUUAGGACCUCUUUUAUUAAAAAAGCCUAUUUAAAGGGCUGUUUCUGUAGAUAAAAGUUCAGUCUAGAUUUAGGCCAUGUCUAGGUUACAAGAUGAUAGGAGGUUAGACAAAAAUGAUUCUUUUGCCAAUGGGUGGUAGCAUUGAUUUUUUUCCUCCACGCAUCUUGCCCAGGAUCAUUCAGUCAAGCAUGUCUUCAUCAAGUGGGAGCCAACUGUCCUGCCUGCCUCAAGAAUAUGUUUUUUCUUUAGCUUCCCUGAUGAUUUUUGGUGGUUCAGAAAUAGGUGUGUGUGUUUAUGUGUUGUUGGUAACCUAGCCUUCAUACACAUAAUAUAUGGUUUAUUAGAACUAGAGAAUGUGUUUUCUCCAUUUGUUCAUAAAUGCGGUUAUACUUCUUAGAUGACAGGUUAUUGUCCAGUACUUUAAUGUAUGUAUGUAUAAUGGCUGUACAGGUAGACCAUAAUUCAGUCCUUUAGAUUUAUUUUAUGCAGCAAAAAGCAGCUCUUUUUUUUUUUUUAAUCACACACAAAAAAAACCCCAGUUCAAAAUGUGUAGUUCUUCAUUGUUGGGUUGAUUCCCCAAAACCUUGACAGAUGUAUUAUGGAAUAAAACUGUGUCUUAAAGGUUACUUGAAUGUCGUAAAAUUAUGCUUUCAUCAAAACUUCAAAGGAAAAAUCAAUUUAUAAAAUAAUGUAGGCCAUUUUUGUAUUUGAAAUUUGUCCUUUUAAAGAUACAGUUUUGCUGUUGCUCCUAGUGAAAGAAAAAUAUCUGUACAAAGGAGAAAAAGAACCCCACUUUUUCGUAGUUAAUACUAAAAUAUAUAGCAAUAAAUUGCUGUUUAUUUUUUCUACAUCUAUUUUGUGUACUUGUACACAGUGUACAUUCUUUUAAAUUAUAUCGUGUAUAUAGCUUUAGUACUCAGUUACAUGAUUCACAGACCCCUGAAUUCCAAAAUAUUAUGGAUAAACAUAUUACCAUUUAUAUGCUACAAAUUAGUCUGAUGCCAUCUUUGAAAUGUCUUACAAGUAUAAAAUAAUUAAUUUGCUUUUUUUUUUUUUUUUUUUUUUGAGAUGGCGUCUUGCUCUGUCACCCAGGCUGGAGUACAGUGGCACAAUCUCAGCUCACUGCAGCCUCCUCCUCCUGGAUUCAAGCAAUUCUCCUGCCUCAGCCUCCCGAGUAGCUGGGACUACAGGCACCCGCCUCCCUGUCCAGCUAAUUUUUGUAGUUUUAGUAAAGACAGGUUUCACCAUUUUGGCCAGGUUGGUCUCGAACUUCUGGCCUCAGGUGAUCAAGCCUGCUUUAGCCUCCCAGAGUGCUGGGAUUACAGGCGUGAGCCACCGCACCCAGCCUAAUUUGCCUUUUGAUUCCUUUCUAUUGUUGUCAACAAUUAAGUUUAUUCUUCUUUUAGAAAUUAUAUGCAAAUGAUAUUAUUGAUACUCUUUCUAAAUAAGAGGUUUUAAAAUAUAUAAAAAUUUUAUGAUCCAAUUGUAGAUAAAUUUUCUAACAUUUCCCAGUCACUAGAGUUUUAUAAGUUGAUUAAACAUCAAAUCAGAAUCUAGCCAAGCAGGAAUUAUAUUGAAAUAAGUUCACAUUACAGAAAAGGUUCCAUAAUUUGGCCAAAUUGCAUGCAUGUAAUGCUUAUUUAGUAAUAGUCACUAUAUGUUAGAUAAAGAUAAAAAUAUAUUUGUGAAUUAUUUCUGAGGAAAUGCUAACUUCCACAGCAUUGUAUUUAAUUAUAACAGUAACAGGAACAUUAAAUCUUUAUCUUUACUGUUUCACCUCAAAGUCAUAGAUCAUCUGGCUUUUUAGGCACCUUCACUAAAGGCAAAAAUCUGAUUUGUAGUUUUUAUUAGCGUGUACCUUGAAAUUAUUUGACCAAGAAGCUCAAAGAAAAGAAGUAUGUCAAAGAAAAAGAGAAAACCUCACUUUUCCUUUAUAGUAUCCCUUCCUGUUUUAAUUCCUAAAGAUCCUGACCUUUAUCUGAGGAAGCGUAGGUAGUUUUCCUUUUGGAUCUGGCCAUUGGUGUGUGCUGCAUUCAGAUCACCUCUGGAAUCUCUGUGGUUGUGAAGGCAAUUCCUUAUGAGACUCUUGCCUCCUGUGGCUUAAGUGAUGAAUUGUUAAUGUGGCAGUAAUUAGUAUCAACUUAAAUUUAGUGGUCAGAAAUGUAUUUGAAGUGCCUUAAAGAUGAUCAUGGUUCAGAAUAUCUUCAGAGAAAGCAAAAUCUUUAAUAUUGCAGGGAGGCUAGCAGUACAAAGACACAUUUCUGUGGCUUGAUCUCUUGAAUAUGCUGAGACCCAAUGUGGACUACAUUUGGCAGAAAUGAUGGAGUAAACAGCAAGGCUUUAAAUUAAAUUAAUAGUUACAAGGUAGGUUGUCUCUUAGGUGAAUUUAGCCGUGUCAACUACUAGCUUUUAUAUGGUAUGUAACAAAUCUAAAUUAUGUUAUGCUGUGAAUUAUUCAGUGCAUUAUAAGAAAUCGUAGUUUAAACAAUGUUAAUCAUGCUUUUGGGCUUCAUUAGUCAAUGUGAUUGGCCUUUUAUUUUCUUUCCAUAACUUAUCUGCUAUUAUUAGUUUCUUAUUCCUUAUUAUUAAUCUGUUAGCUCAUUAUCGUUAGCUUACUAACUUAAAAGUUAGAUUAAUAUCAAAAUAAGAAUAGCAGCACUAUGAAGAGUUAAUAAAAUGCAAUUUCAUGUUAGAGCUAGAAUAAAAUUAAUUGAGCAGUUAUUUGCAAUGCUUCAUUAUAACAUUUAUGUGCUUAAGAUUUCUAAGGUUUUAAAAAGUUACCUUUAAUACAAUCCUUAGAAACUCAGAAAUUUCCUGAUAUUCAUUAGAUUAUGGUGUUUGCCUAAUUUAUACUGGUUUUCACUGUAUAUUUUAAUGAACUUUGGCUACUUUUCCAGACAUACAGAUUUAAUUUGGAGUAUGAACUUUGGUUCUUCAUGAGUGCAUUUUGAAAAAGAAAAAAAUACACAUUCAGAAUCUGGCCAAUUUAAGUUUGUAUUUUAAAAAUAUUUUAUGCAUGUUAAGUAUGGUCGCAGUAAAUGAAAUUGUGUUUAAGACUAAAUUUACUACCGUUUUGAACAAUCAGACAUUCCCAGAUCAUUCUUAUAUUGUCAGAUAACACUUGUGUAUAAUAUCACUUUGGACCAUGGACAUGAGCUGGAAAAAUGAUGUAUCUUUGUAGAUUGUAUGUCCAGAAUGACUUUAGAACCGCAUGAUGCAGCGGAAGGAGCACUGGACUAGUCGUCACUACCUGUUUUGGAUUCAGGGCUCCUCAGACUUAAAAUGAGUGUAAUGAAACAAGGUGAAAAUAUAGAAACAUCCCUUUGUAUACUGUUUUGCCACUUUCAGUGUACUUGGCAUUGCUUUAUCUCACUGGAUUCUCACGGUAGGAUUUCUGAGAUCUUAAUCUAAGAGCUCCAAAGGUGCCUGCUUUUUUGAUCCUUGGGUGCUCCUUCUGUUUUACAGAGCAGGGUCACUUGAUUUGCUAGCUGGUGGCAGAGUUGGCACCAUUACCCAGGUCUGACUGACCACUAGUCAGAGGCACUUUAUUUGUAUCAUGAAAUGAUUUGAAAUCAUUGUAAAGUAGCAAAGUCUGAUAAUGAAUGCCAGCUUUCCCUGUGCUCUGAUAACGAAGACUCCAAAUAUGCUGGAGAACCUGGAUAAAAGUUUGAAGGGCUAGUUUGGGAUUUGAAGACAAAAUUGUAGGAAAUUUUACAUUUUUGCAAUAACAAACAUUAAUGAAAGCAAAACAUUAGAGAAGUAAUUUUAAUUCACCACAUACUUGUCAAUUUCUUGAUGCUUCCAAAUGACAUCUACAGAUACGGUUUUGUGGACAUCUUUUUCUGUUUACAUAAAUUUAUCCACUUAAAAUGUGAUAAUGUGGAGACAAAGCAAGACUUGAUUACAUAAACUUUUCUCUGCAUUGGUCUUUUCACUAUCUUAUUUGCUAACUUUUCUUAUUUUUCUUCAACCUCCCCACCCUCCAUUUUUUGGAUAUUAAACAGGGAAAGCUUGCUACAUUAUAGAUUGUUGGCACCAUUUAUUUUACACAAAGGCUAAAGGUUAACUUUUGGAAAUGAUGAGCUACUUUUAUAUAUGUGUUUACUCGUGCUUUGUGAUAUUUCUGGAUCAUUCCAGUCAUAAAGACUUAUUACAUGUACUAUUUCUUGCUACCUGUGAAAAGGUAUAUUUUAAAGAAUGUAUAACCAACAGUCCAUUUACUUUUUAUUAGUAUGUAGAGGAUUUGUAUCUAAUUCAUGAAUGUAGUUUUACAAUAGUUUGUCAUUGUAAAUGGAGCAAAGUACAUUAUCUUUAUUCUAAAAUGUACAUUAUGUAAGAAUUGUAAAUAUACUUGAUUAAGUACUUUGUAUGCCAAAAAAUUACAGUAAGUCAAUAAAAAUCUCACCUCUGGCUUA